AUGGGGCCCUGUUCUCUGAUCCAUUCUGCAAGCCCCUCACAACAGCCCUGGCAGCUCAGUAAGCGUUUUGUACCUCUCGUCAAUGUCCCAUUGUAUGAGGAAGGAAACCUCUCUUCUGGAAUUCAGGAUCCACCCAGGAGAAAAGAAUGUAAGAAUCCUUCCAACAGAAGAAUCUCACUUCGGCCAGACAACUUCACAGGUGUGGUACAGAUAACGGAGGUGAUUUUGAAUGGGAUGGUUCUCAUGUGUAUCGUGGCCUCCUACUUUGUCCUGGCCGGAUUCAGCGCCAGCUUUGCCAGUGGCAGCGGCUUUGGGAACAACUAUUAUUCGCCAUUUGAGGGCAGCGAGCUGGAGGAAGUUCGGCGGCUGGACCAGCAGUACACUGUCCUCCGGUCACCCCUGAUAUACAGCGGCGUGGCCGUUUCCCUGGGGCUCGGUGUCCUCACCAUGGGCGUUCUAGUCCAGGGAGCCAAGAGUCUAGCAAAACUGCCUGGGAAAUGGCUUCUCUUGGAGGCCACCUUCAGUCUCCUCGCAGCAGUGGGCUACUGCGUAGGCAUUGGCGUUUACCUCCACGCAGCUCUGCAGAUCAAUUCCACGGACACUUGCAAAAAAAGAGAGCGGCUGUACGCCCGCAGAGGCCUCACUUGGAUGAACUGCCAGCUGGCAGGCACUGACGGAGCAGCGGCCACCUUCGCUUGUCUUUUGGUCAUCAUGUAUGGUGUCAGCGUGGUCCUGGCCCUGCGGAGCUACAGAAAACAGAAGCUCUACAAAGACAGCCAAGAACAGCCCGGGAAUUACAGCGAUGUACCACAAUACCUGUGGUCUGGGACACUCUAAGGCGACUUUCUGGACGCCAAAUGUCAACCCUCCCCCUACUGUUUCUCUCAAAAAGGCAGGUCCUUUAAAAUCAGUUAGACAACUGUGGUUUUCACAUACUUGAUCUCAUAGGGGCUGCCUUUAUUUACUUAACGCAGUUAAGUAAUUGUCUCAUUUUUCCAUUGUAAAAUCCAUCCGUGAUUGCUGACUGACUCAGUGAUAGCUUCAAAGUACAAAGAGCAACAUCAGAAGGGAGGGCACCCUCACUAGAAAGAAAUAGCUCACUAGUCAGGGUAAUUCUUUUUUUUUUUUUUUUUUUUUUCCUCCUGUACUGGGAAUCGAACUCAUGACCUUGUGUUUGCCAGGCAGGCACUGUGCCGCUGAGCUAAAUCCCCAGCCCCGAGCCAGGGUAAUUCUGAAAGGCGAGAACUGCACAUCAAAGGGUGGCAGAUCCAGUGGGAAUCAUACCUGUCCUUCCUAAAGUCAUCAGAAGAAACGCGCCAACUCCCCCUCGCCCCGAUGUGGUCCCAAAGAAUGAUUUUCAAGCAGUUAUUCUUGCUCCCUCCUAAAGGGAAGCCCUCUGCUAUUAGGGAGGCCGCCAAAGCGCACUGCAAGCAGCUGGAGUCCGACCCAGGGAGAGCGGUGCUUUCCGCAGGCCCAGUCCUCCUCAGGACUCCUCCUUCAGGGCCCCGUGGCUAAUGUCUCCUUCCGGCUAUUUCCUGUCAGUAUUUUUCUGGCAAAUCAUUCCGCUGGAAUUCACUUUUCUGAAAUGUUUCACAGCCUUUUUUAAACAUGAGGUUUCCAAACACUGAAAAAAUUUGUAAAAUUAAAUGUGUCGUUCAGCUGAUCUCAAAGAUAAGGCAGUUGGCCUUAUUAGCUUCAGGGCCUUAUUGGCGGCCUUUCCAUCCGCAGUCCCUCUCAGGGCCCCCAGAGCAGGCCUUCAGCAUGGAUGGUGACUUCAUGAGUUAAUCAGUCUCUAGCACUGAACCUUAAAAAUAAAAUUUUCAGUAAUUUAAGUCUUA
Messenger RNA from Chinchilla lanigera (long-tailed chinchilla), 1838 nucleotides. Its product is annotated as MARVEL domain-containing protein 3-like. The record is from RefSeq and is a predicted model, not a curated record. NCBI's taxonomy places the organism in Eukaryota, Metazoa, Chordata, Mammalia, Rodentia, Chinchillidae. The transcript is spliced from 3 exons. The coding region runs from base 1 to 837 and encodes 278 amino acids. Gene Ontology annotation, cellular component: membrane.